GUGAAAUUAGAUUUAUCUACCCCUGCUAGGUUGCUGUCCGCCUAAGUCUAGUUUAAGCUUAUUUGGUUUCGCAAAUCAUGACAAUGGCUUGUAAAGCUCAACUGUCGAUACCAAAUGGCCUCUGGUUCUUUUCAUCUUCGCCCCCAUUGUCACACCCUUUCUCCAAUUCCAUCAAUUUCCGGAAGAAUUAUUUCCGAAGUCGAGUUUUGGUCCGCCAAACCUAUCAAUGCUGGAAUUCCAGACGAUAUGGUGGAGCUCUCUAUAGUACUUGUAACGCCAACGAUGGCGACAGAAGCUCGGAUACUUUUUUUCUCACCACUCCGCUUUAUUACGUGAACGCCCCUCCUCACAUGGGUAGUGCAUACACUACCAUCGCGGCCGACGCCAUUGCCCGUUUUCAGAGGCUUCUGGGGAAGAAGGUAAUCUUCGCUACUGGAACUGACGAACAUGGGGAAAAAAUUGCUACUGCCGCGGCUGCCCGUGGUUGGACUCCAAGUGAACACUGUGAUAUUGUUUCACAAGCUUACAAGGCUCUCUGGAGAGAUUUAGAAAUUAGUUAUGACAAGUUUGUCAGAACAACUGAUCCAAAGCAUGAAGCUGUAGUUAAGGAGUUUUACUCAAAGCUUUUUUCCAAGGGAGACAUUUACAGAGCUGAUUAUGAAGGAAUUUAUUGUGUCAAUUGUGAGGAGUACAAGGAUGAGAAGGAAUUGCUAGAAAAUGACUGCUGCCCAGUGCACUUAAAGCCAUGCGUUAGAAAAAAGGAAGACAAUUACUUCUUUGCCCUGUCAAAGUACCAGAAGCAACUGGAAGAAAAGUUACAACUAAACCCUGAUUUUGUUCUGCCAUAUUUCCGACUAAAUGAGGUGCAAGGUUGGAUUAAAAGUGGCCUCAAAGAUUUUUCCAUCUCACGAGCAUCGGUCGAUUGGGGUGUUGCAGUUCCUAAUGAUCCUAAGCAGACCAUAUAUGUAUGGUUUGAUGCUUUGUUGGGUUACAUAUCUGCUGUUAUAGAGGAUAAGGAGAUGCCUGACUUACACCAUGCUGUUUCAUUAAAGUGGCCUGCAUCAUUACACUUAAUUGGAAAGAAACAAACUUUCUUUACUUACUUGGAAAAGAAGGAUUCCCUCCCUAUGGUCAAUCAGAGGUUUUAUAGUUCUAAAAAUAAAAAAUGCCUAGUGGUCUAGCUAGCUUGUCGUUCUUUUGUAGACAAUGGCAAUUUUACUACAAAACCCGGAAAUGACAAAGUUUUAUCUGAAAAAAAAGGAUAUAUUGCGCUUUCAUGCGGUUUAUUGGCCAGCUAUGCUGAUGUCAGCUGGGUUUGACCUUCCUAAGAUGAUAUUUAGCCAUGGAUUCCUGACAAAGGAUGGCGUGAAGAUGGGAAAGUCCUUAGGGAAUACACUCGAGCCGACUGACCUGGUUAAUAGAUUUGGAUCUGAUGCAGUCCGAUAUUUUUUCCUCAGGGAGGUGGAAUUUGGUAAUGAUGGAGACUUCUCAGAGGAACGCUUCGUCAACAUUACUAAUGCACAUCUUGCAAAUACAGUUGGAAAUCUUCUAAGUCGUGUGCUUGGACUACUGAAGAAGAACUGCCAAUCAACUUUGCCAUUUGAUUCAACUGUUGCUGCGGAAGGGAAGUCAUUGAAAGAGACUGUUGAAAAACUGGUUCAGAAGGCACAUAGCCAUUAUGAGAAGCUUGAACUCUCAUCAGCGUGUGAGGCAGUUAUAGAGAUUGGUAAUGCAGGAAAUUCCUUUAUUGAUAAACAAGCACCAUGGUCCCUUUUCAAGCAAGGUGGUGCAGAUUUUGAAAUUGCAGCCAAGGAUCUCGUAGUUGUGCUGGAAGUAGUGAGAAUCAUAGCAGUCGCUUUAUCUCCUGUUACUCCAAGCUUAAGCUUGAGGAUUUAUGCCCAACUUGGUUACACGAAAGAUCAGUUCCACGCUGUCACUUGGAGUCAUACUGCUUGGGGCGGGCUGAAGGGAGGUCAAGUUAUGGCUGAACCACAACCAGUAUUUGCAAGGAUUGAAGAUCGAAGCCAGCAAGAUAAUAGGGGUGAAGCAUCUCAGAAAGCUAGCAAGAAAAUGGGGAAAUAUUCCUCCAAAGACUAAACGAGUGUUAGAACACCCUCCUAUGGGUGGAUCAUGAAUGAGAACCGGGGAGGUCUAAACAGAACAAUCAUUAAUGCGAUUAGGUAUCCUCUUUAUCUAUGACUAAUGUAGUAUAGUUAUCAGCUAAUUCGCACACUGGUCUUAAAAUUAUUGAUGUCUCAUAUCAAUAUAUGAAGUAUUAUACUAGUGACUAAAUAGAAUUUUAUGUGAUAACUGAUAAGCUUUAUAAGUAAUUACAAGUAGGG
Cuscuta europaea is the source of this 2342-nucleotide messenger RNA. The record is from the annotation of a GenBank genome assembly. NCBI's taxonomy places the organism in Eukaryota, Viridiplantae, Streptophyta, Magnoliopsida, Solanales, Convolvulaceae.